UAUAUUAUAAAAGAAAGUGUUAAUCUCUGGUUAAUUCUAUCAACUUGUCUUGGUAACGGCCUGAUUUCUGUUUUUCUAGAGGAAACAACUUUCCUGCUGUCAUCGCAAAACAAUAUGGCUGAUGAAAGAUCUGAAGAACAGAAGAGAAUUGACGAAUGGCUUCCCGUAACUUCUUCAAGGAAUGCAAAAUGGUGGUAUUCAACAUUCCACAAUGUCACUGCUAUGGUUGGAGCCGGUGUCCUCAGUCUUCCUUAUGCUAUGGCUGAACUUGGAUGGGGACCUGGUGUAACGGUGCUGGUGAUAUCUUGGGUUAUUACUUUGUACACUUUAUGGCAAAUGGUUGAGAUGCACGAAAUGGUUCCAGGGAAACGUUUCGAUAGAUAUCAUGAGUUGGGCCAAUAUGCUUUUGGGGAAAAACUGGGGCUAUGGAUCGUCGUGCCCCAACAGCUAAUUGUAGAAGUUGGUGUUGACAUUGUUUAUAUGGUGACUGGGGGAAAAUCACUCAUGAAGGUCCAUGAUUUAUUGUGCAAAAACGAUUGCACAACUAUGAAACUUAAACACUUCAUCAUGAUCUUUGCCUCUGUCCAUUUUCUCCUCGUCCAUCUUCCCAACUUAAAUUCCAUAUCUGGUGUGUCUUUGGCCGCUGCUGUCAUGUCUUUAAGUUACUCUACAAUAGCCUGGGCGGCUGCAACUAAGAAGGGCGUGCAGUCGGAUGUGGAUUAUAGCUUAAGCGAGAAAACCAAUUUGGGAGCUGUUUUCAACUUUUUCAGCGCGUUGGGAGAUGUGGCUUUUGCUUACGCGGGUCAUAAUGUGGUGUUGGAGAUACAAGCUACGAUUCCUUCAACACCCGAGAAGCCUUCUAAAGGACCAAUGUGGAGGGGUGUCGUUGCUUAUAUCAUUGUUGCUGUGUGUUAUUUCCCUGUUGCUCUUAUUGGCUAUUGGGUGUUCGGGAAUUCAGUGCAAGACAACAUUCUCAUCUCUUUGAAUAAACCUACUUGGCUCAUUGUCAUGGCUAACCUAUUUGUUGUUGUCCAUGUUAUUGGGAGCUAUCAGGUCUUUGCGAUGCCUGUGUUUGACAUGGUUGAGACCAUGCUUGUUAAGAAACUUAGGUUCAGGCCUACUUGGUACUUGCGAUUUAUUACGAGAAACAUCUAUGUUGCUUUAACAAUGUUUAUCGGAAUGGCCGUCCCUUUCUUUGGUGGACUUUUGGGAUUCUUUGGAGGAUUUGCUUUUGCCCCAACAACUUAUUUUCUUCCCUGCAUUAUGUGGCUUGCUAUCUUCAAACCAAAGAGGUUCAGUCUCUCUUGGAUUAUUAACUGGAUUUGCAUAAUUUUGGGAGUUCUGUUGAUGAUUUUAGCACCAAUUGGCGCCAUGAGAUCCAUCAUCUUACAAUCCAAGGGCUUCAAAUUUUUCGCUUAGGGGAAGAUUUAAUCUGUUUCUUAAAUUGAAGUUUGUUUUAUCCUAAAUUAUAUUUGAUGAAUUCUUAGCAAGGAUGCUUUUGUGUGUAGUUACCAAAAAAAAAAAAAGGAUGCUUUUGUGUGUUUCGACUUUGCACUUUUUAUAGUACAAAUUUUCACAAAUCAAUGUCUGUGUUAUGAUUAAUAUUUAUGAUUAUGAACAUCUAGCUAGCUAGUUUGCAGUUGACAUUCUUGGCCGGGUUCCUUUUCAGUUUGUGAACUUGCAGUUGAAACGUAAUGUAUGUAACUCAAACAAGUGUACAACGGCAUCGAUCAUUUGUAUCGAUGUCUUUUAUUGCUAUAGGUAUAUGUUAAUUUAGAUAACAUUGUAUACGGUAAAAACCGGAUAUGCGUUGAACCGGUGGGACCUGGAACCUAGGGAAGAAGGGGACAAGAACGUGCAUGAAGACUUUCGUUCUGAAUCGGAGGAACGCCCAAACCGAGGCCAAGGUCGGGGCAUCAUUUGGUCCGGUUUCCUUCAUGGCCGAGUUGGUCGUUGCCGUUGGUCCGUUUGGUCGUUGCCGUUAGUCCGUUUGAUCGUGGCCGGCGGUCCGGGAGAUCCGUUGCGCGGUUGCCACGCAUCGAUA
Molecule: messenger RNA, 2044 nt
Organism: Lycium barbarum (goji berry)
Lineage: Eukaryota; Viridiplantae; Streptophyta; Magnoliopsida; Solanales; Solanaceae
Product: lysine histidine transporter 1-like
Exons: 8
Coding region: 115-1419 (434 amino acids)
Cellular component (GO): plasma membrane
Source: RefSeq, a predicted model, not a curated record